AAGCAUAAAAAUUCAGCGACACGGUGCAAAACAACUCAAUUCGAUAAACGGUUGCAACACGAUACCAAGUAGAGUAAGACGUAAAUAGAACGUAAUGAUGGAGUUGGAUUCAUAUAUCGACCGAUACACGGGAGAAAACCGGUUGCGUAGACUCUUGAUCAUUGCUGCUGCGGGUCCCCGAGAAAACUGCAAUUUGGAACAACGAAAACGAGCCCUGAACCUCGCAGAACAGCAACUGCGACUUCGAGACGAUAACGUCUUACUGUACAGAGAAAUAUUCGGAGGUGGUUCAGAAGCAAGAAGAGCCGAUCCAGAACUAUUUGAGGGUAAGUAACAAGCAAUAUUGUAUUAUUGCAAACAGUCAUCCAUUUCCACUUCUCUGCACUUUGCUUCGUUUGUAUUUUAUUCCAGUUGAAUGUUCUUUAAUUUGUACCUGAGCAUGUAAUCUAACGGAAUGAUUUGAAUUACAUUUAUGAUUAAUCAAUUCUCUUACGAAAAUAUGGAAAACAUCAACGCGAAAUGAAAUGAUCCUACAACUUUUAUUUCAGGCUUCCCAACCUACGAUGCUAAUUGGGCGAAUUCUACUGAAAGUCGCAAUAACGAGACCCGUUUUGUCUUAGAGGGACGCUUUACAACAGCUAAGUCCCGCUUGCACAAGGACGCCAUUCGAACCGCAUGUUUGGCGCUUGCAGCACACGAUAAAAGGACCGGCCAGGACACUUUUAAGAGCCUUGCCGAUCUAUUAGGAAAAAGCAGAGGAGAUUGUGGUAAUGAGAACAAAAACAAGUAUAUCAACAAUAAAGCGAAAGUAAACAA
Molecule: messenger RNA, 816 nt
Organism: Pseudo-nitzschia multistriata
Lineage: Eukaryota; Bacillariophyta; Bacillariophyceae; Bacillariales; Bacillariaceae
Source: the annotation of a GenBank genome assembly